Messenger RNA from Temnothorax curvispinosus, 2127 nucleotides. Its product is annotated as testis-expressed protein 9-like. Bases 63 to 980 code for a protein of 305 amino acids. Lineage: Eukaryota; Metazoa; Arthropoda; Insecta; Hymenoptera; Formicidae. The record is from RefSeq and is a predicted model, not a curated record. The transcript is spliced from 5 exons.
UUAUUGCCAUAUUUAAUUACAAGCAUGUAUAUAAUUCAACAAUACGAUAUUAUUUUAGAGACAUGUCUGAUGAUUUAUUGGCAAAGGAGAAGGAGUUCUAUCGACUGAAUCGUGAUCUUCAGCUAAAGACGCGCGAUGUAAUGAAGACCGUUGAUUCAAUCAUACAUGCCCGUACCGAAAAUUUAUUUAACGAUGCAAAUCCAAAUUUGGAAGAUGCAAAGGCUGCGCGCUUAGGAGAUACGACACUAAGGAUAGAUAAACAAUUAAGAACAUCGUCAAUUAAAGUCUCUGAAGCUCCAUCGGUAGAAUGUAUCGACGACACUGAAAUUCCAAAGAAAGGUAGUAACGUCGGAAAUAAAGCUGUUAUCACUUUGCUCAAGGGCAAGAUAGAUAUGCUGUAUAAAAAGUUACAAACGAUGCAACUCGAGUACAACAAUAAGUGCGAUUAUUGCAAAGAAUUAGAGGUGGAGAAGAAGAAGCUUGACGACGCUCAAAUUAAACUGCGUAAUCAGAUAGAAACGUUAAACGAUACAGUUACAAAGUUGGAACGGGUAAAUUCGGAUACGCUAUCAGACUAUCAAGCUCUGAGCAACGAAAAUAUUGUCUUGAAGAAGGACUUGGAAAGUUUUAAGAAAGAGAUAAGAACGUUGAAUCAACAGUCAACCAAUCUCGAUGUGAGAUUAAACAGAUCUCUAGAAAGCAACGAGAAACUCAAAAGUGCCUUAAAGUGCAGCCAGAUAGAAGAGAAGGAAUUAAGAAAUCAAAUCAGAAAGUUACAAGACGAUAAGAGAUUAGCCGUAAAGAAUUUGGAGAAACAACGGUCGGAAUUGGUGCAAGCAUUUAAGAAACAGACGCUACUCAUAGAUAAUUUGAAGAAACAAAACAUACAUUUGAUGGCAAAUGGGCAAAUCACCUUAACGAAAGAAGACUUUGCGAAGUUAUUAGAGUGGAAACCUCAGAAAGUCACUGAUGUAUCGUAAUAGCGUUUAUGGUAAUAUUGUUCCUAGUCAAUCUACAUCCCGGGACCAUUUCUAAAUGUCCCCCUUUCGGGGACACUUUGUAUAAAACAUUGAUCGAAUGACUGUGACUUAUGUACUGUACAAAAGAUGAAAUUAAUCCCAUUUUAUAGCUACUUAUAUUUUACAGUAUUAUAUAUUACAGCACAAAUCAGAUUUGAUAUACAUCUUUUUAUAGAAAGCGUGUAUGUAUUUAUUUCACAUAUCAAAAUCAAGUACUAUCGAAUCGAAAUAUUUCAUGCUUCAUCAAUAAAGACUUACAUUCGUGAUUCAUCAGAUAUUGUUAUUUCUUUUAUUAAUAAUUCUGCGAACAUUUAUAUUUCAUGUUUCUGUUCCAUUCCAUAUGCAUACGUGUGUUUACUGUGUUUACAGCAAUUCAUUGACUUUAUAUAAAAUAGCAAAUGCAUAUCUGACUAAAUAGACCGUAUAAGGAUUUGCAGAUUUUUUUCAACAUAAUAAGUAUAAGUGAAUAUUCUACUACGGUAGACAGGCAGCAGAUUGGUAUCAAAUGUAUCCGCAUUAAACUUCUACUAACAGAACUUACAAACAUAACAGGACGGUGUAUCUGCAUCCUACAGAUUUCGUUCGGCCUCUGUCGUCAUAUUUUAUUAGCAAAUUCUGCUAUAUUUCUAUUAACGUAACAUGCCAACGACAUUGCAUACAAGUCUUGCAUUAAGAUCUGUUCUCGACAAACUCCGUUGUCCACGUAAUCGUAAGAAAAUGAGAUCUUCGCAGUCGCUAUGGAAAUCAUACAUUUUGCGGAUAAAAGUUGUUUUAAGGCUUGAUAAUAAUUUUUCUAUUUUUCCUAUCCGAAGAUUAAAAGCAAGGUAAUAAUAGGAGAUCGCUCAAAAAAAAAAUUGAUUUCCAUCGUGACUAUAUCAAAUCCAAGUCGUUUUACGUUUCACAGUUCCAAAUGUCUUCUCAUUCAGUUUAUUUACAUAACUUCUGCGUUUGGUGCGAGGAAUAAUAACUGACAAUAACAAACUUUCGAGUGUACAAAAAUUCGAAGCGUUCAGGUUUUGCCGCGAAUAUAAAUAUCGAUUAUUUGCCUUUACAAUUGCGACGCAUUUAAAAUAGUGUCACGCGACGAGCUAUACAAAUAAAAAAAAAA